Pelobates cultripes (western spadefoot toad) is the source of this 19867-nucleotide messenger RNA. The record is from the annotation of a GenBank genome assembly. Lineage: Eukaryota; Metazoa; Chordata; Amphibia; Anura; Pelobatidae.
GCAGGGGAGAGGUCCGGGGAGGAGAGAUCUAUCUGGUUGUCAUCAGCGUACAAGUGGUAGUAAAUCCAAAAGAGGUAAGAAGUUUGCCUAGAAAGGCAGUAUAAAGUUCAUACAUUUGGAUGGAUAUUCUUUACUCAUUUUUAGGGACAGACAGUUUGCCAAAAUCUUUUACUCUACAUUUAAAUCUUCACAAACCUACUGCACAAAUUUCUAUUCAUUUCCUUCCACCUAGAGAUUGCCCCUGCACCUGACCUUGCUCUGUAAUAAAGCCCAAAAUUUUUACCAUCACUAACCACCCUCCUUUAUCACCUGGUCCUUCGGCUGUUUCUAAUCUGAACUAUUUAAUGACCUCAGAAGAUACAGUAUUAGCAUACAUUCCCUCAUCUGUCUAUUACUUCUAAACAACCUCUGCUACCUAUUGUAUCAACUCCCCUUUAUUACCUAUAGAUUGUAAACUCACUUUUUUCUCAUAUUAACUCACUGUUCCCUCUGUUCCUUUUGUGUCAGUAAGUGUUCAUUAUUUAUCUGAAUUCCCUCUUUUGUCCAGCAUUGCUAUAUAAAUACCAAAUAAUAAUCCUAUUUAGUCCUGCUUCCUCUGAACUGCAAUAUGUCUUUAUUUAAUUUGUGAAUAUGAACAAUGUUCCAACUCAGCUAGUUUUUAACCCCUUAAGGACCAAACUUCUGGAAUAAAAGGGAAUCAUGACAUGUCACACGUCAUGUGUCCUUAAGGGGUUAAACCUUGUUUGUGUUGGAUUAAAUCUUGCCACCUGCUUGCCAGUUCCCCAGUUUUCUGUAUAGUGAAUCGUUUAGAGGAGGCUGUAACCAGAGCUAAGGGGUGUGUGUCUCAGCAGUCUUUGUUUUCUUUCAGCAUUUCGAAACCCGAGCAAUCUCUCUCAAAAUACAAAGUGGCAUUCUGGAACUCAGCGGCUAGACAUCAUGAUUCUGAGCUCUUGUUUCUGGGAAGUAGAAAUAAUUGCCUGCGUUGUCUGCUUACUUCUUCUCAUCCCGAUAUACCAUCGAUUCACAAGCAGACAUGUUGUCUUGGAUCCAGAAGGACGAGCUGUGCUUAUUACUGGCUGUGAUUCGGGGUUUGGGAACAUGCUGGCUCACAGACUAUUGAAAAUGGGCUUUACAGUUUUUGCAACCUGUCUGUAUCCUGAAGGCGAAGGAGCUCAGUCAUUGAUUAAUGGUUACCCCUCAGACAGAGUAAAAGUUGUGCGACUUGAUGUGAGCAGCGAUAAGGAAAUGGAUAAUGUCAAACAGUAUGUGUUAAACAACCUGCCUGAAAAAGGUAACUUUUAAAUAGUACUCAUUUAACACAAACUAUUGUGCCGUGCAGGUGCACUUGAGGGAAGUGCAGGUAAACUCUUACAAGGUUGCUCAUUAAACCCUGGUUUGAAUCGGAAACCAAAUUGCAACAUUUAAGCAAAAUGUGCUGAUUUGUAUUUUAUUUUCCAGAUCAGCUGUAGUCGCAGAUUUAGCAUACGAUUUAUACCAUUUUGGUGAAUAAAACCUUUUAGGUCAUCACUUGCCACUGUGUUUCAACUAUCUGGGACUCAGACUGUUUAAAUUCUUGAUUUUUCUGCAGCAUUCUAAUAGUUAAAUAGACACUAUAGGCACCCAGAUCCCAUAAUUUUUAUUGAAGAGGUGUGGGUGCCAUGUUUUAACACUGCAGCUGAAAACAUUGCCAUUCUGCAGGACAGCCACUAGAGGCACUUUCAAAGAAACCACAGAAUAAAACUAUGCUAUGUCUACCAGAUGGUCUCAGAAAGACCAUCAGAUUGGUACAGUGUGGCGUUCUGCUGCGCAUGCGCAUCAGCCUCUGAAUGCUUUCUUAUGGAAAAUCAUUGGAUUGGCUUUGAUCUAUUUCGAUGCUGUUGAUUAAGGAGAUGUAGCCAGCCACAGAGACCUGUACGGCGCGGCAAAAAAGUAAGUCAAACUAUUUUAUUUUUAAAUUUAUUAUUUAUUUUUAUUGUCGGGGUUGGAGACCUAAACAGCCAUCAGGAACGAUGGCGUUAGGAAUACACAUUUGUAUUCCUAACGCUAUAGUGUCUUUUAGUUAUGAAACAAUCUGAUACUCACAGGGUUAUUUACUAAGGUGAGAAUUCCAAGUAACUUUUUUUUUUUAAAUAGAAUAGCUGAAAUUAAAGCAUAGCCGACAUUGAAAUAAUUAAUAGUUACGUCCAUAAAGCUGUAUGUGUUCCAGCCAUAACAUCAUUAAGGUCUUAUUGGGUUAUUCACUAAACCAAGAAUUGAGAGGCCUGACUUGAGAAUUCUACUUUUUAGGACAAAACUAAAAUUGGGAAAAUUCUCUAAUUCAUUAUUUAUCUCCUUUAUUUUGACUCUGAAAUUUCUCAGUCAAUCCUCUGUAAUUGCUGACUUAGUGAGUAACUUUGAAUUUAUUCAAGGCUGUGCCAAGGUAGCUGUGCCAAUAAUAUAAAUGCAAACAAAGUGAUUAUGAUAUUUCUCUGCUGUUUCUGGAAAUGACAUGUUCAGUCAGGAUCUGUGGAAUAGUUACGUGGAGGUAGUGUCUAUCACUGUUGCAGAUCCAGACAUUCCAAGUGACUAAUAAUGCUGAUCAACGCCAUUUUUUUAAAUUAUUUUUAUUUUGACUAGCAUAUCCUAGAGCUAAUAGUUAGGUAUUAAUUACCUUCUCUAACCAACCUUUCCGUUAACACUGUAAUUAUUAGUUCCCCUUUUAACAAGAUGGCAUCAUAUUAAGUUUGAUCAUUUAUGACUAUGACUUUCGUAUAUAAAGAAUUAUUAUAUUUCACGUUACACAAGCAACAGAAGGAGUUCUAUAACUAGAGGACAAGAUGUAGAAUGUUUUUAACCCCUUAAGGACUCAUGACAGAAAUAUUCCGUCAUGAUUCCCUUUUAUUCCAGAAGUUGUGCCCUUCAGGGGAGUCUAUGGGUAAAGUUUGGGCCGUGAAUUCCAGUGGACCCUUUGAUUAUCUGUGUUACAUUCCAAAUUAAAUUACUGAAGUCCCAACGCAGGAUUGCUUCCUCCCAUAGAGUGACAGUAAAUAGCAGACUCAACCAAACUUGACUAACUACUUCAAACUCUGAAUUCCGUCAAAGACUAAUAAAUAUUGCACUGUGGACAUAAUAGGCAGCCCAUUCUGUAAAGGCAUGCAACAUGGGUUUUAUCUAUUUUUCCUUGUAUGUCCGUCCCUAUUCACACUGCCUUCUCACCGAUACAAAAAUAUUUAUCUCUCAUAAACAUAUAAACAGAAAACAUUCUCUCUAGCUGCAUGGAUCAUGGAAGCAUGUCAUCAACACAGACUUUAACAAAAGACAAAAUAGAUGUAAUCUUCGUACAGUGAACCACACGUAUACACGAACACCAUUCACGCACAGCUACACAAAUAACUUUACAAGCUAUUUAUAAUAUACUUAAUAGCACAUGUAUAGUUUUGUACUAAAUUAAAGCACACCUAAUUUUUUAUACAUGUGAUAUAUAUUACGGCUCUUUCCUUAGGCGUGCUCAAGGUAGAGAGUUUUGAAUUUGAAUUCCAGAGAGAGCGAGAUUACAACAUGGAAUUUACAAUCACUUUUUCCUGUUCAUCUGGUACAUAAGGAGCAUAAAUAUAAAAUUUAUAUUUGUAGGUACUGGAUUAUCACUAAGCAAAAAGUAAUUAUUUAACCUCCAUUUUUUUUAAUUUAAAAUAAAAAAAAAAUCUAUCAGCAUUAAAAUAUUUUUAUUUUUUUUGUUGCUUUAAUGAAACUGACGAUCAAUGCAUGCUUUCCAAUCCAUAUCCUAACAAAAUGUGUUUAUGAGAGGUGUACUGAGCAGAGAGACUGACCACAACGUGUCAAGCACAAACAAACAAUGGUCAUGCGUACACUGUGCUGGUGUCUGACCUGCCAGGAAAUAUUGUCAAAAUCACCUGACUUUAAGAAUUAAACUGGUGUGAAAUUGUGAUUACCAAGUAUCUUUUUAUUCCGGUGAUGUUCAAACAUAUUUGGUUGUAAUUAUUUUGUCAAUUUUAAGUCUAUGCAUGUCACUCACGGGGCAAUAGAAAGGGACUGACCCUACUUCAUUCCUGGAAUUGAAAGGUAUUUAAAAAUUUUUUAUUUAUUUUUUAAAUUUUUUUUUUUCAAGCUUAUUAUAUACGGUAAAGAAUCACGUUGUUGUGUGACUGUGGGUCAGGCAGUUGCAACCAAGUGCCUUCCUCAUUUCCAUAAUUGCUCCUUAUAAUAUUAUAGAACACUCAAAGCGCCAUUUUUCCUGCAGCACAAUCUAGUGGUUAUGGUGUCGGGAGUGCUCUGACGCCCCCUUCCCUCCAUUGUAAGUAGUCAAACCGUUUUAAAAUGGGGAUUUCCGAGCACCGCAGCCUCCUCUCGGUUAGCUAAUUGGCUAAGUGUUGUCAAUACUGGAUGUGCCCGUGCAGGAAUUUUGCCAUGAAUUGCAACUCUAACAUUGUGUAAUGAAUAUGUAGAUUUGAGUCAUUUCUGAAGGAUUUAGCUGGGCUAAAUUACUUGCAAUCCUACUGGACAAUGUGUGUUUAUAAAAUUAAAAAGUUUGAAAUACAAGUGAUGAAGAUUUUAGACUUGAUAAAGGGAAGAUCUGACUAAAGCUUUGUUGUUUUAUUCUUCCAAUAUUCUUGUGGUCCAAUAAAAAGAUACUACAGAUAUUAUCUUUGGUUUACACCUGAUGUCAUAAAUGACUUUAUCAGCAGUACUAUUCUGCAGGCCAAGGACACUUAAACUCUGUAUGUUUCUUCACAUGUUGCUGUCCUUUUAAAGAUUUUUACUGAAAUAAGAAUGAAAACAAAACCUGCUCAUGUUUAAGAGACUUACCAAACAGGUUCUUCUUAAAUAUCCAUAAAGUAGCUAGCUUAGCAAGUUCCACACAAAUCCGAGAUCUCUUAAGAGAAUGACACAAUAGUUCAUAUGUAGAGCUGUGGUUGUAGAGGGACUCACAGUUCUACUCCUAUUCCUUUAAACAUCUUUUGAAAAGUGUGCUUUUUAUACAUUUGUUAAAGACAUGAGCGAGGCUGAGAAGCAAGAAUUUUACAGGUAUGAAUAUCCACACACAGUAUCAAACUGAGAGGUAUAUGCCAUGUAGAGUUUUUGGAAGGAGGGUGGAAGCUGAUGUGUUUGACUGAGAAUUAUUCUUCAAGCAAUUCCAGAAUAAUCUGGAUGGAAUGUGACCACUGAAAUCAACCAAUGCUUAACGCUCAUCAGUAGAAUCUGUUCAACCAUUGGGUCGCAGGUUAGCAGCCCCAGUGGCGGACCCAGAGCCUGAUCACGGGAGGGGCACUUGUAGACUAUUUAAAUAAAUAAUCCAGGUAUAAUAACCACUACAGCUCAGUGUAGUAGUUAGGGUGCCAGUAGUGCCAGGAUCCCACCCCAGUGUAAGUAGUCAUACCGUUUAAGAACAGUUUGCCAACUUACCUGGGGUCUGCUGGGAUAUAGGGCAUAGGAGCAGUGGUGUGUGUUAGGGGUGAAGUGUGUGUGUGAGUGCGGCAGUGUAUGUCAGGGUUGCAGUGUGUGUAUAGGGGCACUGUAUGUGUUUUUUGGGGCAGUGUGUGUAUGGGGGGAACUGUGUGUGUGGGGCAGUGUGUGGGGGAACUGUGUGUGUGGGGCUGUGUGUGUGUGUAGGUGGCACUGUGUGUGGGGCAGUGUGUGUAUGGGGGGCACUCUGUGUAUCGUGGGGCAAUGUGUGUAUGGGGGCACUGUAUGUGUUUUUGGGGGGAACUGUAUGUCUGUGUGGGGCAGUGUGUGUAUGGGUGGGCAGUGUGUGUAUGGGGACAGUGUUUGUGGGGCAGUGUAUGUAGUGUUUGUAUGGGGGCAAAGUUUGUGGGGCAGUGUGUAUGGGGGGCAGUGUUUGUAUGGGGGGGGAAAGGAGGGUAGGUAGGCUUUUUAAUAAUAAAAAAAAUGUAUUUAAUAAAAUAUAUAUAUUUAUGUCCCCCCUCCCUUCUUACCUUCACUGGGAGGAGGGGGGAAUAUUUUUUUCAAUGGUGGUCCGGUGGGAUUCCCUGGUGGUCCGGUGGGGAAUCCCUGGUGGUCCCAGUGGUGGUGAGGUGAACUGUAGCCCGCAGCUCCAGGACUAGAGUUCACUCUCGUGAGAUUUGGAGCGUUGCCGAGGUAACCGCGGCAACGCUCCAAAUCUCGUGAGAGGAGGAUCCGGAGGAGCUGCAGGCUGAGCUCCCGGGUCCUCUCUCCUCCCUCUCCCUCCCCUGCCGGCUGUCAGCACGGUGCCUGCGGAUCGGGGAGGGAGAUCUCUGAUCUCCUUCCCCGGUCUGCAGGCACAUAGCAGGGCUGGCACUUGGACAAUGCCAGUCCUGCACUAGCCGGCAGGGGAGAAUCUCGGGGGAGGGGGGAAAUUGAAAAAAAUGAGCAAGCGAAAACAUCUGAGGGCCAUUGACAAAUGCGAAAUGGUAAUGGCUGGACAGCUGGGUCAGAGCAAAACGGCAAGUCUUGUGGGGUGUUCCCAGUAUGCAGUGGUUAGUAAAUACCUAACGCUGUGCAAGGAAGGACACUUAAUUUUAUGUCUUAUUAAUGUGAGUUAAGCUAUCUUCUUGUUUAUAUCUGUUUUGUAUUUGUGACGAGACCAAUCUUGCCAGAUUGCAUUGGAGGAGCCUGGUUAGCCGCCUGCUCCCUUUAGACUAUGGCCCGGACUUUUAAAAGACUUUAUUCUCCCUGCAGAGAGGCUUGUUCAUGCCUUUAUGCCAGGGCGUUCGGUAGAUCUACCGAACAAAAUACCGAAGGCGCGACCACCGGGAAGCUGGCGUGUGCCAUCAAUUGACCACCCAGUAGUUGCGGUUAACUGCAGCUUAAUUGACUGUUACUGGGUGGUCGCGGUUAUACAUAGCCGCCGCUAGGUGGCAGUGUUAUGGAGUUCCCCGGAUGGCCAGCGGUGCUCAGCCCGGAAUCAGUGCACUAAAACUGGACACUUUUACGUGCAGGCAUCGCUGAGCCUCCAGCCUUCCCUGCUUCUAUUCGUGGCUGUUUAGCUGAACGCUGGAUUGAUCGGGACUUUACUUCAGUGAAUCUUUUAACCCAGAUAGCUAUGCCAUGGAGCCUAUUCAUCCAAUUAAGACUUUGGCUCCAUGGCAAUUGAAUUGUGUGUGUAUAGGAUCUGAGCGCUAUUCGGUUGUUAUGUGCGCUCAGAUCCCAGCUAUCUGGGGAUAUGUGACAUGUAUGGAUUUUAUGUAUUAAAUGUAACACUGUAUGUUUUACUGUCUUUGUGUCCCCACGUGUAUAAUGGAGUUUUGCCUUUGUCCUGGGAGAUAAUUGGAUUACUUCCCAAUUAUCUCCAGGAUAGAGGGAGGGAAAUUAGGAUGCAUUGUGGGGAUGUUUUACUUCUGUGUGUCUGAAUGUGAUACAUGUCUGUCUGUGUUACAGUCUUCCAUCUGGUCCCCUAGGGGAGUGUCCACCAGGUGGGAGACCUGCAUAAAUACCGGGCAGGUAGCCCUCAAUAAACCAGAUCACUGCUUGACCCUCAACACAGAGCUUUGUUUCAUCUUUGGGGGGAUUUACUGUAUGCUGUUAGAGACUGAUUGCCAGGAGUGUAAGCCGCUUGGGUGCUUUUCCUGUUCGUCUGCUAGCAGCUAUUCGUGAAGUUCCAGUUCGGGAGUUUGGAGUGCUAUUUUGUAGGCAGUUCGGGAGUUUGGAGCAUUCCUUUGUAUCCAAUUUGGGAGUUUGGAGCAUUCCCUUGUAUCCAGUUCGGGAGUUUGGUGUUCUGCAGUAGCUGUGCCUGUGUCUCUGGAAGGGAAGAACUACUAAACGGCGGUUUAACCCUUUUAUGCCUGGGGGUGCCGUUACAAUUGGUGGCAAGUGGCGGGAUCGUUCCUACAGCCAGAAGGACAGCUACAGGAGACACCAUUACGUGGAUUUUACAAUUUGAGGGCAAUGCAUGUCCCAGUACAGUGACCCUGACAGCACCGGGAUGGAACCAGCAGUGGAGUACGAUGAGGGUGUCAUGGAUGACCUAGAUGCAGUCCGAAAAGGCAUCUGGUACCAGGCACGGGGAUUGCGGAGUACCAGCGGGGCGAGAGACUCCCCAAGCAAGACCAGUGAUUGCAGAAGCGACUAGCCCUGCGGAUGCCCUUCCUGGGAGAGCAGCCCCUGGAGGAAUGGGUGAAGGAAUUGGAGCUCCGAGUAUGACAGGAGAUGUGGCUUGAAGAUGCCUACCAGGCGCUCUGGUGGUAUGGGGCACAGUACCUGCCCUGGACAGCAGAGCAUGACAAGCCAGAGGGAGAGGAGUUUGAUGGUCCUGGCUUGUUAUGGGUGACUUUUUCAGAGCCUGAGUUUGGGAGCCCUACACAAGCCCGGUUCCAUAAUCUCUGAGUGGAGGGAGAGCAGGUAUGACUGGGACAACACUCACGAGAUUGAACAAGAUCUGGUCCACCUGGUGACCCGGGAGAUGGAGCUGGAACAGGGCUACCAGCAGCUGUUCCACUCCAGUGAGAAGGCUCAGCAGGAGAGCAGAGUGACAGACCCAGAGCCAGACCCAUUCAGCUGGGAUGAGAUAGUAGAGUUUUACUAGGAAGAACCCCACGUGGCCAGUGGAGAUGGGAUCAAGGUCUCUCCACCGGUCCUGCAGGGAAUUGGGAGCCCAGUCUCGAUUUCCCAGUGGCAGGCUGAGUUACAGGGGGCAGAGACAGUCUGUCCUGUCCCCCGGCAGCAGAGUGAAUUGCAGGGAUUUGGGAGCCCAGUCUCCAUUCCCCAGCGGCAGGCUGAGUUACAGGGGGCCAGAGACAGUUGGUCCUGUCCCCCAGCAGCAGUGUGUGUUACAGGGAAUUUGGAGCACAGUCUCCAUUCCCCAGAGGCAGGCUGCGUUACAGGGGGCAGAGACAGUCGGUCCUGUCCCCCAGCAACAGGGCUGUUUAGCCAAAGGGGAGACAGUCGGUCUCCCCCUACAGUAGCAGAGCUGUGCAUCCAAAGGGGAGACAGUCGGUCUCCCCCUCCAGCAACCAGACUCCAACCAGACUACUCCCGUGGUAGUGCUGGCACCAGAGCAGAGUACCGCUGGUCUCUGCCCACUCAGCAACCCACCAAGGCAGCCUACCAGUCCCCCACACAGCCGUGGUGAGGCACCUGAACAUGGACAAGUUUCUCCCUUACCCAGGUGUAGUAACCAGUUAUUGUGGGUGGCUGUAUUACUGUUUGUGCUUCGUGGGUGGGCUGCUGGACUAACCAGGGCACUGACCGGCAGGUGGUCAGAUACCCUGUUAGUCUGCCUGGAAAAGGGGAGAGAUGUGACGAGACCAAUCUCGCCACAUUGCAUUGGAGGAGCCUGGUUGCCCGACUGCUCCCUUUAGACUAUGGCCCGGACUUUUAAAAUACUUUAUUCUCCCUGCACAGAGGUUUGUUCAUGCCUUUCUGCCAGGGUGUUUGGUAGAUUUUAUCUACCGAACAAAAUACAGAAGGAGCGACCACCGGGAAACUGGCGUGUGCCUUCAAUUCACCUCCUGCCAUUCAUGUGGAUGUUACUUUGCCACCAACUACCUGCCUAGAGAUUGUUGCAGACCACAUACACCCCUUCAUGGCACUGGUGUUCCCUGGUGGCAGUGGCCUCUUUCAACUGGAUAAUGCACCCUGCCACACUGCAAAAAAUGUUCAGGAAGAGUUUGAAAAACAAAACCAAACAAAGAGUUCAAGGUGUUGCCCUGGCCUUCAAAUUCCACAGAUCUCAAUCCUUUUGAGCAUCUGUGGGAUGUGUUGAAACAACAAAUCCGAUCCAUGGAGUCCUUACCUCGCAACUUGCAGAACUUAUAGGAUCUGCUGCUAAUGUCUUGGUGCCAGACACCAUUGGACAUGUUCAGAGGUCUUGUAGAGUCCAUGCCUUGAUACAUCAGAGCUGUUUUGGCAGCAUGAGGGGGACCUACAGGAUAUUGGUCAGUUGGUUUUAAUGUUGUGGCUGAACAGUGUAUACAUGUGUCUUUAUUAUUAGCUACUAUAAUAACUUAUUAAAGUGGAUACAGCCAGAGUGCAGACCAAAAAAAUUAAAUAGCUGCUUCACUGUAGUAAAUAACAGCAAAAAGCUAAUUAACCAAAAGUUAAAAACUAGCAACAGUAAUGUGUUUCCACUCCAUUAAAGUAACUGAAAGUAAAUUAAAAUAAUGUCUCCAUAUAUGGAACCUGUGUAUACUCUGUGACACUGCAAAGUUUGCAGUGAAAUGAUGCGUGUAAAGAUAAAGCUGGCGGACUAUAGUGUUAUGGUGUUUGGAGUGUUACUAUGAAGAAUUGACCACUAGGGUAAAGCCAUGCACAUAAUAUAAAUGAUCAAUAAUAAUACUGAUUAUUCAUGGAUAUUAUGUGAUCACAUUAACACACUAAACAUUCAUGAGGCUCAUAUUUUAUACGCAUGUAGAAUUAUUUCAUGUUAGCAAACUUUUUUAUAAUUUUAAUAUUGUGUAUUUAUUUCAUUCAGGAUUGUGGGGCGUUGUGAAUAACGCUGGCAUAUCCACUUGGGGUUUGUCAGAAUGGAUGUCCAUUGACCAGUACAAAAAGCUAGUUGACGUGAAUUUGCUUGGAACCAUCAGGACUACAUUAGCAUUUACUCCACUUGUAAGAAAAAGCCAAGGUAAGGUCUGCAAAGUUUCAUUUAACGUGAUAUCAACCUUUGCUCUGUUUAUAUAUUUUGAAAACCCUCCCAUAGGGCUUGUUAGAUCCUGGGACCCAGAUCAAUAAACUUUCACAUAAUAAUACUCAUAGCAGCUAACUUUUUCUAUAACAUUUUUUUAUUUAUUAAAAUGAUACUACAGGCAUUAAAUUUACUUUAACUUUAUGAAGCAGGUGUGUAUAGAUUAUACACCUGCAGCCUCUCUGCUGAAUUAUAUAAAAAAAAAAAUUUUUUAAAGGGACACUCCAGACCCCGAAACACUUUAGGCAUGUCCUCUUCUUUUUAUUUUGCAAAAAGUGCAGAUUUCGAUAGAAUCUGACAUUUUUGUAAAGUUGGCAUAAUAAUCUAAUAACCACCAGGUUCAGAGAAGAGUUUUAUUGACCGAGCGAAGCAACUGUGAUCACAGUUAGCAAGCAGAGUCUGCCAGGGUCAUAAAAGCAAGGGUCUUUAUAUAUUAAAAAGAUUAACAAUGAUCCUUUAGAAUAUCUCGUAAAAUGGGCAUUGUUCAAAUAAUUCAAGUUUUAACUUUGAGCUAACAUUAAAAGUUACAAAAAUCUCUCAUGUAAAUCACACAACCGAUCCUGUUACUUCCUACUCAGUGGAACUAAACUCAAGACCACUUCUGGCUAUAAAUAAAAAUCAUUUUUUUAUUUUUUUGUGCCAAUGAUGGAACUCCACAUUACAAGCGGCACUAUCCGUACUUGCCUCUCUGCUAUUGUUUCACCUUCUCUAGGGACUACUUUGUCUUAUGUAUUUUUCCUACGCUUGAAAAUCUUGGCAAAGGAUGGAGCUUAAAUCCGCUUCAUUUCCUGUGUCGAAAGUCUUCCCACAACACUCGCUCUCUUCAGUGAUCAUGUGAUGCUUCGUGCUUCAUGUGCUGUGACCGAACGUCCUGUCAUUUAGACAGGGUGCCGGCAAGUUGACUGUCAUUGUUCAUUCGUGUUCGGAUGAUAUUUGUUAUUGUGUUCGGUUCUUGCCGCGGCUGCAUCUUGUAGUUGUUUAGCAGAUAGCUCCUUAAUACCCACAGUAUUAGGGCACUAUCUACUAAAAAGCUAAAAUACAGAAAUUGAUCUUUUAGCCAACUUUACUAAUACCAAGUAAAAAUUAGUUUAAAAUUAAUUUUGUUCUGAUUUACAGAGUACAGUAAAUGUCUAGGAUUUCAGUUUAUUUUGAAAGUUACAGGUCAGAAAAUACAAGGAGUAAAAUAAAAUUUGAAUGUGAAACAAUUUUAGAAGUUGGUAUGUUUGUCUAGUAAGCUUAAUAACCAUCACAGAAAACAAAUUGCCACACAAAAGUAUAUAUUUAUAUAAAGUAGAUAUAACAUGCUAUUUACCUAAAGGUAUUUAAGUACUUUUCACGUAGCCAUUUCACCACCAAGCUGCUAAAUAUUGUAGUAAAAUUUGUGUUUUUUUCUGUUUUUGACAUACAGACCUAUAAGAAGGUUGUGUUUUUUUUUUAAUGUGUAUUUCAUAAUGUUGACACGUGAUACUCCUGUACAAAACCCCAUAUAGCAGUUGCAUUUGCUGAGUACAACAAUAGCUCCCCUGUAUGCCUUUGCCAUUAUUCUGUGAAGCUACAACACCAUAUAAGAGACCAGGUUAUUCCAGUUUCUAUGGUUAUAAUUUUCAUAGAUUUGAUGGGCCUGUCUCAUUUUGGGACAUAUUUUCUCAGUUUGGCUAUUCAAAUAACCCCACAAAGAAAGCAGACACUCCAGAAACACAGAUGAAGAUUUUUUUUUUUUUUUUAAUGGGUAUGGGGGGGGAGGAGGGGGGAUUAAUUUUCACCUGUAACUCAAUUCUUCAGCACAGGUGUCUGUCGAAGAGUUAAUUGAUAGGUGAGAAAAAGACCUCUUGCUAGAUAGGUUUUUCUUCCAAUAUAUAUAUUUUAACACAAUAUACAGUGUUCUAGGUGCACGCUCCAGGACAAUAUAUAUUCAAAGUGAAAAGCACACUCGUAGAAUUUCAAAAUAAAAAAGAUAACUUUGUUUUACAGCUGUGCAACAGCAUACAUCCACCAUUUCAGUCCCAUUACCAAACUUUCCAUAAUAUCUCAAGGUAGUUGGACCGAAACAUGGAUUAUAUGCAAAUGCACGUCUCCUUAAAAGAAAAUCGCUCUGUCUGCUUAUUUUGAAGCCUUGUGAGUGCUUUCUUUCAUGUUAGAGUAAUAGUUUUCAAUUUUAAGUUAUCCUUUCAAUCUCUAUAUGUGCACACUAUGCUGGAGUAACGCAUUAUUGGGCGGAUAUAGAAUUUUUCCAGGGCUGCUUUUAGUUCCCAGUCCGACACUAUAGAUGCAUAACCGAGUAAAAAAGGAGCAAACGUAUAAAACUUAGUUUACAUUGAAGCGUGCCUACAGAGCUGUACAUUACAGCAAACAAUUCCACAGGUGCUGAUAAACAUACGAGAGUUUUAUAAACCCUAGUAGUUCACUAUUCCACUUACAAUCAAUCUAGAAAAGUGAUUGACAAUGCUGUAAUGAUAGUUGUGGCUCUCCAUCAAAUUCCUUGCAGGAAUAGCUUCACAUAUAAAAUUCCAUAAAGCCUCACGAUUUGCUGUGAAAACUCAGAAAAAAAUGCAUUUGCGUGUUUAACAAGAAGGUACAAUAUCGUAUCCGUAUACUAAUGUAUAAUACAUAUUGCAAAUGGAAGAUAAUUCCUCAACUCCUUUCUUCUACAUUGUGCUUCAUUAUAAUUAUUGUUCAAUUAUGUUUUGAUAUUACACAAGUUUAUGAGCUGUAGAUGGGGUUUCACAAAUUCUUCACUUUGAUUGUUUAUUUUUCUUUUUGUAGGGCGUAUGGUGUUUUUAUCAAGCAUCAGCGCCAUUAUGAGUUUAGGAAAUGGCAUCUAUUCGUUGACGAAGGCUGGCAUUGAAAAAUUCUGUGAUUCACUCCGGUUAGAAAUGAAAAGAUUUGGAGUCAAGGUAAAAUUUAUCCUUUUAUGCUUAUUUUUGGGAAACUGCUAGCAAACCGCUCUGCUUUAUAAGCAAUUAAUUUCAGGUUUUUGGGUGAAAUUCUUCUUUUCAAGAUUGGUAUUUGUGGCAGUCGAUUUAUUUUUCAUUCUUUAUUUUUGGGGUGCUUUCAAUACAUAAUAAACAAAAGGUGACCUUGGAUUUGACAUAAGCUGGGUACUGUAUAUUACGUGGAUACAACAAGGAUUUUGCACCAAUUUUCAUGUAAAGAAAGAAAAAGGUACAAACUGAGAUCAGACAGUAUCAACUAAGGAAGCACGUAUCAGCAGAUACAAUUAGCUGGAUUUAAUUAUCAAGUUAUAUCAGCCUGUAGGAUAUCAGCUAGGAACAAGUUGGUUACCGAUAACCCCAGGUCCCGAAACAGGUAGUGUGCUUCCGAGGGUUGGUAACAGGGGAGGCCUUGCAGUUUUUCUCCACUAGGAGCCAUCAGGAGCCCCAUUUGUAGAUUAUCUUAUGGUCUCUGAAGAUUUGGGUGACCGGUCAGAAAAACUGUCUCCAAAUAGUCAUAUGGCAGCCUUGGAAGGUUGUGGAAGUGGUGCCUCUGGUCGCCCCUGUUGUCUGAAUCCUUAAUAAACCUCAGUAAAACAUCCCUGUGUGCCAUUGGGGACUUUGUCAAAUGGAGGCAGUAAUCAAGGGUGACCUGUUUUGCGUAGACAGGAGGCUCCUGAUGAAGUGGGGCGGUUCCUCUGCAAUAACUACCUCAGAGACCCCCUUUAGCCGCACAUUUCUUGCCCUGGACCUAUCCUGCAAGAUAGCCAUGCGGUUAUUCAGAUCGGCAUUACUUUUCUGCAAGGUGUUGAGAACCGCGUCUGUGGCAGUCUGUGCCACCUUUUGUAGCGCCUAGAUUCUCUUUUGCUGAAACAAUUCAACCGAUGAGGCUGCCAUUGUGGGCACUGUUGUCUUUGAGAAUGUAGACAGUCUGAGGCAGGCUUUCCUCUUCCAUGGAAGCCGAAGUGUAGGCCCCCACAGGUGCCAUUUUGGCCAUCUCUGACCUAACCUGCUUGCGUAGUAACAUCCUGAUAUCUCAGGAUCCUGGGUCUGGAUCUGCCUGGUACUUUUUGGAUUUUUAUUUUUUUUCCCCCAUCGGUAUGGAGGGGAAGGUAACCAAAACCAGGCAUGUAGGCAUGCAGUAAGGGGCAGGUAAGCACUAUUUUCAACUUGUAGAGCCAGAGCUUAUGCAGUGUGCGUCCGACUAGAUCGGGCAUAACAUAAAUAUGUUAUGCCAGCUGAAUGGCAAUUGUUUUAGAUUUCCAGAUGUAAUAAAAUCGAUGGGUUUUUUUUUUUUUUUAAUUUUUUUUUAACGAAAGAGAGGGUUUCAGCAUAGUACUUACUCAUACAAUAUCUGUGCAGCUACCCCUUGCUGUCCUGGAAACUGGAUUUGGGGUAAUAUCUGCAAAUCUACAUAUUUGGUAGUGGGUCAGCUGUCGUGAUGUACAGAUAAAAUUAAAUUAUUUGCAGAUUAUAAUUGGAAAACUUAAAAUUUAGAAAAAUAAAGAAACAUUACAUGCAUUUACAUAUGACUCACAUUACAAUAAACUCCUUUAUUUGUGUUGAACAAAUAUGAGUGAAUAUAAUUUGCACAAAUCAGUAAAUAACCAGCAGAUCAGUAUAUAACCAAUAGAUUUAUGCUUAUCUUCUAAACGUCAUCCAUGUAGCCAAACUCUGACUAUCCUGUAACUGUAUCAAAACUCUGAAAGCUCUGUGGGAGAUACUGAUAAAGGGGGAAAAAACAGCCAGGAAGGAAAAAGACGGUUGGAUGCCAGAUGAUGCUUAGUGCCGGUGUCUGUACUUUCUACAAUAUUCUAAGUCAUGGCAACAGUUCAUAACAACUGUUUGUCAUUAAACAGGAGAAACUACCUAAUCAAGUUGUGACUAUGGCUCAGUUUCAAAAUUGUUCCGGAUCAGCUGCCAUUGCCUCUAUUUUGCCGUUCAGGCUUACAAAGAAGUUAAAGGACCACUCUAGGCACCCAGACCACUUCAGCUUAAUGAAGUGGUCUGGAUGCCAGGUCCUUCUAGGGUUAACCCAUUUUUUCAUAAUUAUAGCAGUUUCAGAGAAACUGCUAUAAUUAUGAAUGGGUUAAGCCUUCCCCCAAAGCCUCUAGUGGCUGUCUCAUUGACAGCCACUGGAGGCGCUUGCGUGCUUCUCACUGUGAAAAUUACAGUGAGAGCACGCCAGCGUCCAUAGGAAAGCAUUGUAAAUGCUUUCCUAUGAGACCGGCUGAAUGCGCGCGCAGCUCUUGCCGCGCGUGCGCAUUCAGCCGGCGGGGCGUAACGGAGGCGGAGAGGAGGAGGAGAGCUCUCCGCCCAGCGCUGGAAAAAGGUAAGUUUAAACACCUUUCCUCUCCCCAGAGCCAGGCGGGAGGGGGACCCUGAGGGUGGGGGCACCCUCAGGGCACUAUAGUGCCAGGAAAACGAGUAUGUUUUCCUGGCACUAUAGUGGUCCUUUAAUUGAAUAACCCUGUCAGCCUCUAUAGUAUUUGAAAAUACCAUAUUCUAUAUGAUCAUACAUAUAUUUUUAAUUCCAUUGAUCUGCAUGUUUGAAAAUGUUCUCUGUGCACUGCAUUGAGCCAGGAACCUCAGUGGGUAAUCAUAUGGAGGUAUAGUGCAUAGGGAAAGGUAUAUUUAUUUUUAAUAAUCUCCUACAAUCUACCUAACGAAUUAGAAGUCUAUUUUUUCAGAUGCUUCCUGUACAUAGAACAUGAUUAGCUGCACUUCCCUGAUGAGAUAAUAAAAUCAAUUGUUAGAUGUUACUAUGCCUUCCAUGCAGUGGGCAUUUUGGUUCUGGUCUGCCUUGUCAGAAAGAUCAGCCUGAUAUGCUAAAGGUAUAGGAUCGCAGUGUGAUGGCACAUAAUUGUGUGACACUUACAAUAAAUAGGCAUGUCUCAAAUUCCCUUUGGCUGCCACGUAUUUUUUUUUUUGUUCGUUUUGUUUUAAAAAUUAUGCUUUAUUUGUAAAGUUAUACAUAAGGAAAACCUGCAGAUUGACCAAAACUGACAAACUGUGAUCUUUGUCAACGUUGCCAUUGGCCGUCUUCAUCUAUACUCCCCUCUCUCCAGUGUCGUGUCACUUCUGGAAACGUCAUGUCACAGGUUCUCCGUGUUGACUCUCAACAUUGCGGGAGUCAACAAUGAGGUCAGUGGAAGCUGCCUUGUAUUGAGCAUCCGUGUGAUUUAGAAACUUUAAGAUGGCUAUGCCGAGAAAGAAGACCAGGUGGGACAGGAAAAACUUAAAAAAUGGUUAGUUGCAUCAGUCCUGUUAUCGGCAAAGGUUGGGGGAAGGGUCCCGGCCACUAGGGAAAGGUAGUCAAGGGAUCAAUAAAAUGAUGAAGAUGCUUUAAUUAAAUGAAGUUUGGUCAUACAUGCUGCCCCUACAGCCUUGGUGACAUGGAGAAAAAGCACAGUUAAUAUUUUGUCCCAUGGACACUGUAUAUUUGGGAAGAGUAGGCAACCACCUUCUGGUUAAGCUGGAUACCUAGGGCCUGGUAUCACCAUCGUGACCUUUUCCAACCCAGAUCUUCUGCCUCUAAUAUAUUAUUUACAAUUAAUGCCCUUAUAAAAAAAAAAAAAAGCAAUCACUGUAAUUUAUUUAUUUAUUUUUCUUUUUUUUUCCUUUUUUCCUUUUUUUUUUUUGUCAGGUCAGCAUUAUUCAACCCGGAAAUUACGCAAGGGCCACAAAUAUCCAACCGCAGAGGACUGCAGAAGAGGUUUGGAAUUCCAUCCCUGCACACGCUAAAGAUGUUUAUGACAUGGGAUUUGUGAAGAAAAUGACCGACUUUAUUAAUAGAGAAGUUCUCAAGGGAAGCGAUAAGGGUUAUGAGAUCAUAGAUGCCAUUGUAGACGCUCUUACAUCAGAUAAACCAAAGAUCCGAUAUUUGGAGGCAAGCCUACAGGAAAAGAUAGCAGUGUUCUUGUACUUCUAUUUACCAACCUCUUUUGUAGACGCAAUUCUGGCUAAAUCUAUCAAAUAGUGACUGGUGCUUAGUACACGUGUUUUUGUAUCUUUAUUUACCAAUGUCAGUUAUCUUACAAUGUAUCAGUUUUAAUGAAUCAGACACGCGUUUAGAGAUCGGGGCAGUCAGUGUUAUUCACUAGAGUGCAAGCUUUCUGGAAUUCUACAUUUUAAAACUGUUGACCAAGUUUGAAAAUUUUGUUUUCAAGUUCAGCUAAUUUAGAUGACAAUUUCCUGACAGUUAACACAUUUAUGUAAAACCCUAAUUGUUUUUUUUUUUCCAGUCAUAAUUCAUGCAUGUUUUUAACAUUUAUAAAGUAUGAAAAAUUAAACUAAACUUAAAAAUUGACUCUUUAUUCUGCAAACGGGUGUCUUGGCGUGAACAAAAAAUAAAUAAAUUGAACUCCCACCCUGUAGAUAGUACAAAUAAAUUACUAAAAGGUAAGCUAAAAGUAUGUGGUCCCUUUCAAUAACUGGUGAUAUAAUGAUUGUGAUGAACUCCGUAUUUCUCAGCUUCUAGGAACAGUUUCCUCUAGUUCGUUUUUUCUCUGUUCAAUAUUUGUAACCUACCGAACACUGACCACUCCCCUGCCUCGUUAACUACAAAGUAACCACAAACUUAAGUGCUCUCUCUGUGUGGCCACCGUUUGUAUAACCGAACAACGCAUGCUCUAGAAAAUGGCGGCCAUCUUGUCUCCCGAACGCAGGCAGCGGCACUUGUUCGUCGAUCGUGUGGAACUCAAAGUAGGAAACCUCAACAAGUGAAUCUCAGUGACUUUGUACUGACGCCUGCUUCCAUUCCCGACAAGGCAGGAGAACGCAGUUAGGUGGAAAUGUUCGCACAAACUAGGGGAACAUUCGCUACCACGAAAGGUGACCAGCCAAAGCACCAAACGCUCUGGAGCUGUUUUGGGCAUGGGACCACGUGUGCGGCUGGUCAAUACUUUACCCCGGUGGUGAUUUGACUAGUAGUCUGAGCGCUAUUUGGACAACGUGGGCACUCCGACCCAGGCUAUCCAGGGAUAUAAUGCUUGUGUGGGGUUCCCAUCGAUAUUAUGUGUAUUUUGGGGUGUUUUUUUGUAAUAUUUCGUAAGCUCUAGUGCCUGGGAGAUAAGUGAGCUUGCUUUUGCUUAAACUAAUUAUCUCCCAGAUACAGAGGCGCCUGGGGGGGAGCUUACUGUACAAAUGAAUGGAGACCCCAUGCUGGGGGUCUGUGUAUAUAAACUAGAGAUGUGCAUGGAAAAAAUAUUUGGUUCGGCAUUCCGAAAUUCGGCACUUCAGAACUUUGGGACUUUAGCACUUUGGCACUUGGGGUAAGUGUAGGAUUAGGGUUGGUUUAAGGGUAGAGGUAGGCUUAGAGGUAGUGUUAGGGUUGGGUUGGUUUAGGGGUAGGGUUAGAGGUAGUGUUAGGGUAGGGUUGGUUUAGACGUAGGGGUAGUGUUAGGGUUAGGGUUGAGUUAUGAGCAGGGUAAGGAAUAGGGUUAGGGGUACGGUUAGGAAUAGGGUUAGGGUUACCUUAUCCUAACCUCCUGUUUUGCCACUUUUCAGAAAUCCAAAGCACUUCAGCACUUCCGAACUUUGGUUCGGUUCAGCAUUCGGAAAUUCGGCGGUUCGGUUAGGGUAGGGAUAGUGGUUGGGUUAGGGUUGGUUUAGGAGUCGGGUUAGAGGUAGGGCUAGUUUUAAGGUUAGGGGUAGGAUUGAGUUAGGAGCAGGGUUAGGGUAGGGUUAGGGGGCAAGGUUAGGGUUAGCAUAGGGUUAGGGUUACCCUACCCUAACCCUACCCUAACCUCCUGUUUUGCCACUUUUCAUAAAUCCGAAGUAAUUUGGUUUGGCAUUCCGAAAUUCGGCACUUCGGAUAUUCGUCCGAAUUUGCAUUCGGAACAAAACAAAUUGCGCAUGUCUAAUAUAAACAUCUUGUACACUUCAUCAAAUCUUGGCUGAUUUUUGGGUAUACCAGAGUUAUAAUCACUGCUUCAUUUCGGGAUCUGGAAGACUCUUCAACGGAUAUACUCAGUCUGAGUAUAGGGGCUCCGUUACACUAACAAACAGCUCUAACAAUCUAAAAUAACUCUCCCCUCUGAAUUUCUUUAUUGAAGAGAAAUAAUAACAGUGUAGCUAGCUUAAUAAAAUGUAGUGAAGAAUUGAUAACCCCUUACUGACAAGAUAUCAGAGUUUUGUACACACCCACUGCUUUCUAACAGAUAACUAGCAUAAUACUAAAUGUAGUCUUCUAUACAGACAGAUACAUUGUCCGUAUUUAGGAUAGAGGGCAAAGAGCUUUGGCUUGUAAUAACUCUAGCAAGUGUAACUAAAGUUGAAAGCUUAGUGUGCUAUAACAAAUAAAUGAUGUUAAAUAGUCAUCUAUAACAAAUAAAAUGGC